AUGUUUCAGGUUGAUCCAACGUUGUAUGGUGAUUCUAAGACUAGACAAUUUAUACGAUUGGAUUCUAUACAUUGUUUCAAUACUCGAUGUCCUGGAUUCGUUCAUGUGAGAUCGGAUAUACCUGUGGACUUAGUCUAUCCACAAAUUUCUAUUCCCGGAAAAGUGGUGUAUGAAGUGCAACUUUACAUCGACCGGGACCUAGCUAAUGGAAACUGGUGGCUUUUAGUUGGAGAUGACAAUACCCAGCUUGGAUUUUGGCCAAAGAGAUUAUUCACUGGACUAGCAGACAUGGCUUCCAUUGCUGAAUGGGGAGGAGAGGUGUUUGGACCCCCGGGCACUCCUUCUCCUGGAAUGGGCAAUAGUAGUUUUCCUACAGAUGAUACACUUUACGACUCAUACUUCAAAAAUCUUGAAGUCAUUGAUGGUGGUGGGCGAAAUAUCGACGCCUCUAACACAAAGUCCUUUGCAGAAAAUAUGACACGAUAUAAAGUUUUUGAUGAAGAUCGAACACACAAGUUUGAGACAUUUGGUUGUGUAUGGAGGCCCUCCUUCAGGCUGACGUGA
Messenger RNA from Rhododendron vialii, 564 nucleotides. Its product is annotated as protein neprosin-like. NCBI's taxonomy places the organism in Eukaryota, Viridiplantae, Streptophyta, Magnoliopsida, Ericales, Ericaceae. The coding region runs from base 1 to 564 and encodes 187 amino acids. The record is from RefSeq and is a predicted model, not a curated record. The transcript is spliced from 3 exons.